AUGGUGACGCCUCGAUGUAAUUUUCCUGAUUUGGUCAAUGGAACUCCCAUCAAGCAAGGGGUGAAGUUAGUUCAGAACCCCUUUAACAAUUCCUACUACGCGUUUUUGGGAUCAAGGUGGCCUAUGUCCAAGUACAAUCUAACAUGGGAUAUUGCAGAUUCCAAAAUAAAAUCAAAGGCUAUUACACCCCUUACUUUGGCAUUUAAGAAAUGGGAAGAUGAUUCCGUGCUUAGUUUUAGGAGAGCUUCUUCAUUUAAAAGUGCGGAUGUGAAAAUAAAGUUUUUUCGCUUCGAAGGGAAAGACACAGCUCACGCAUAUCCUCCGCCUUCUGGGGAGCUCAAUUUCAACGCAAAAUUUUCUUGGGGGGACGGGACAAAGCCUGAUAGGAUGGACCUUGAAUCAAUUGGUCUGCAUGAGAUAGGACACAUCCUUGGUCUUGACCACAGUUCGGAUCUAGAUGCUGUAAUGUGGCCAUAUUUAAAGGAGGGCAUGAUCAAAAGGGUCUUGAAUUUUGAUGACUUGCUUGGAAUUCACAUUUUGUAUGAAUAA
This is a messenger RNA of Impatiens glandulifera, 549 nucleotides long. RefSeq names its product metalloendoproteinase 3-MMP-like. The transcript has a single exon. The record is from RefSeq and is a predicted model, not a curated record. Gene Ontology annotation, molecular function: zinc ion binding; metalloendopeptidase activity. Gene Ontology annotation, cellular component: extracellular matrix. NCBI's taxonomy places the organism in Eukaryota, Viridiplantae, Streptophyta, Magnoliopsida, Ericales, Balsaminaceae. Gene Ontology annotation, biological process: collagen catabolic process; extracellular matrix organization; proteolysis. The coding region runs from base 1 to 549 and encodes 182 amino acids.